Molecule: messenger RNA, 945 nt
Organism: Aspergillus oryzae RIB40
Lineage: Eukaryota; Fungi; Ascomycota; Eurotiomycetes; Eurotiales; Aspergillaceae
Product: PP2C family serine/threonine-protein phosphatase
Exons: 5
Coding region: 1-945 (314 amino acids)
Biological process (GO): protein dephosphorylation
Molecular function (GO): protein serine/threonine phosphatase activity
Source: RefSeq, a predicted model, not a curated record
AUGAGCACUACGACCACUACCACUACAUCUCCAAGCACAAUAAUGAUCGAGGGUGCAGGGGCUGCAAGUACAAUAGGUUCCCGACCAACCCAACAAGACCAGUAUACAUUCCUCCUCCCAGAGAACUUCUUAACAAAAUCAGGCGACAAGAUAGCCUUCUUCGCAGUUUACGACGGACACAAAGUAUCCAAACACGCCAACGAAAACAUACUGCGCUUUUUACAAGAAAGCCCGGAACUCGAAUCUGGUCGGUACGAAGAGGCCAUCAAAGAAGCGAUCAAGAAAGAGGAAGCGGAGCUACUGAAAGACUUCCGCGACGGCGAGGAGCAAUUCGCGACGUCGGGGUCGACUGCUGCUUUGGCCUUGGUCAAUUUGACCCAGGGUUUCCUGGUCAUUGGGAAUCUGGGCGAUUCGCAUAUUCUAAUGGCGGAUUAUACUAGUUCGAGUGAGGGAGCUACUAAUAUCCGUCGGAUAACGAGGUCACAUAAACCGGGCGAUUCAGACGAGAAGAAUCGAAUCAUGGAUGCCGGGGGUAUGGUUAACACUGAUAGUGGGACAGAAAGGCUAGGCUCCCUGAACAUGUCUCGAGCACUGGGUGAUCUCCAAUACAAGGACCCUCUCAUUAACUCGGGGACGGGGCCGCUCAAUGAAGCGCAGAUACGGGCUGAUGUCUCGUCUUCUAUCGAUCAAUGGAAUCUUUUAUCCAAUGAGCCGUAUCUGUCACGAGUCGACUUGAAUGAUGGGAGUCAGCACGUUUUAAUCUUGACCUCGGAUGGCGUGACUAACAGCCUUGAAGAUGAGAUUAUGGUGCACGGGUUAUUGACGUGCUACCGGUCUGGGUUAAAUGCAACAGAGUCUGCGAAAUAUAUUGUUGACGAGGCUGCGGAUGUGCCGGGUAGUGAUAAUGCGACUUGCAUUGCAGUUUUCAUUGGUGGUGCGUCAUGA